This is a messenger RNA of Lathyrus oleraceus (garden pea), 4297 nucleotides long. RefSeq names its product DExH-box ATP-dependent RNA helicase DExH5, mitochondrial. The record is from RefSeq and is a predicted model, not a curated record. NCBI's taxonomy places the organism in Eukaryota, Viridiplantae, Streptophyta, Magnoliopsida, Fabales, Fabaceae. Gene Ontology annotation, molecular function: ATP binding; helicase activity; RNA binding. Gene Ontology annotation, cellular component: intracellular anatomical structure; nucleus. The coding region runs from base 244 to 3843 and encodes 1199 amino acids. The transcript has 19 exons.
CUUAUUCAUAAGAAUUGAUUUUCUUUUCCAUAUUCAUCUUCUCCUCGAAAAACCAUAUACAGACGUGGUAGUGUCCGGAGUGACGUGGCGUCAACGUUAGUAGUAAAUGCACGCUCCAUCAUGAGCGUGAAAGAGAGAUCUCACCACCAUCGUUCAUCAUCUCCUUUUUACUGACACACACACACGCACAGAGAAGUGAUAGAACCAUCACAAAAUCAAAAAUACGACGCCGUUUAACCUUCUAUGCUUCCCGCUCCUUCCAUUCCCAAAACCCUAAAACCUUCAUUUCAUCUUCCAUUUCUCGCCAUGAAGGACCGCCCCUCGCUGUCCUCCCAUGGCGCUAUCUACGUUCCUCCGCACCACCGUCUCCGCUCCGUCAUCACCUCCGCUAACUCCCCCACUCCAGUUUCCGCCAAGCUCCGCGAAAAUCUCACAACCAUACCUACUACUAUUCAAACCACCUUAUCAGAUAACAAGACGAAUUCGCGGUUUGUUUCUGCUUACGACGACGUCGUUUCCGAAGUUGAAGUUCCUUCACUACCGAGUGGUUUCCCCAAUGAUAUCAUGCAGGAGUGGAAACCAAAAUUUACAAUGCUCUUGAAUGAUGAGAGUAAGCAAGAGUUGAUUUCAAGGGAGAAAAAAGAUAGGCGUGAUUUUGAUGAAAUAUCAGUUUUGGCUAGUAGAAUGGGCUUGUAUAGCCAUAUGUAUUCAAAGGUUGCUGUCUUCAGUAAGGUGCCACUUCCUAACUAUAGAUAUGAUUUGGACGAAAGGAAGCCUCAGAGGGAGGUGAGCAUGCCUAUCACUGUGUUCAGGCGGGUUGGUGCACAUUUUGAGGAAUACCUUAGUCAAAAGCCCAGGAUAAACAAAAGCUUUUCAGAUUUGUCAAGCAGUGAUGGCAGUCUUGGUACAGAUGAAGGGCUUUUUGAACAGCCUGAGCCGCCAUCAUCCAGUAAGGCUGUUGUGGAGAAAAUUCUCUGGCAGAGAAGCUUACAAAUGCGAGAUGUGCAACAAGCUUGGCAGGAGUCAUCUGAAGGAAAAAGAAUGCUAGAAUUUCGAAGCAAUCUCCCCGCUUAUAAUGAGAAAGAAGCAAUAUUAUCGGUCAUAUCAAAGAAUCAGGUAGUCAUCAUUUCAGGCGAAACAGGUUGUGGCAAGACAACACAAAUUCCUCAAUUUAUUUUAGAGUCUGAGAUAGAAUCAAUUCAUGGAGCUGCUUGUAAUAUUAUAUGCACACAGCCAAGACGCAUUUCAGCCAUGUCUGUUUCAGAAAGGGUUGCUUUUGAGAGAGGGGAGAAAUUGGGUGAAUCUGUUGGAUAUAAAGUUCGACUGGAGGGAAUGAAAGGGAGAGAUACCCAUCUUCUCUUUUGCACCACAGGCAUCUUAUUAAGAAGAUUACUGGCUGAUAGAAACCUUAAAGGUGUAACUCAUGUUAUUGUCGAUGAAAUUCAUGAACGUGGGAUGAAUGAAGAUUUUUUGCUUAUUGUCCUUAAAGAACUCCUUCCCCGUCGGCCCGAACUCAAACUGAUUUUGAUGAGUGCUACCCUAGAUGCAGAGCUCUUCUCUUCAUAUUUUAAUGGGGCUCCAGUAGUGAAUAUAUCGGGCUUUACACACCCUGUUAGAACUCUCUUUUUGGAGAGCAUUCUUGAAACGACGGGCUAUCGAUUGACUCCUUCUAAUCAAAUUGAUGAUUAUGGCCAAGAGAGGUUGUGGAAAAUGAACAAACAGGCCCCAAGAAAGAGGAAAAGUCAAAUUGCUUCUGCCGUGGAGGAUGCAAUUAGAUCUGCUGAUUUCAAAGAUUACAGCCUUCAGACACAGGAGUCUUUGUCAUGUUGGAAUCCAGACUGUAUUGGUUUUAGUCUCAUAGAAUAUAUCCUGUGCAAUAUUUGUGAGGAUGAAAGGCCUGGCGCUGUUUUGGUUUUCAUGACUGGGUGGGAUGAUAUCAGCUCUCUGAAAGAGAAGCUCCAAGCACAUACUGUCUUGGGAGAUCCAAACCGUGUUUUGUUGCUUACGUGUCAUGGCUCAAUGGCUAGUUCAGAGCAAAAAGAAAUAUUUGAAGAGCCUGAAGAUGGAGUGAGAAAAAUAGUGCUAGCAACAAAUAUUGCUGAAACGAGUAUCACAAUAGAUGAUGUUGUUUUUGUUCUGGACUGUGGAAAAGCAAAAGAAACAUCAUAUGAUGCACUGAAUAAUGCGCCUUGUUUGCAUCCUACAUGGAUCUCUAAGGCUUCUGCUCAUCAAGUAAUGUUAUACUUUUGUUGUGUAUCUGGCAUUCACUUUUAUAAUAUGUUCAAUUUACAAUGUUGCCGAGCAUCGUUUUCUAUGCUGCCAAUCAUGUAUACAGGAAGAGCUGGCCGUGUUCAACCUGGAGAGUGUUACCAUCUCUAUCCUAGAUGUGUAUAUGAUGGUUUUGCAGAGUAUCAAUUGCCAGAAAUUUUGAGAACACCUUUGCAGUCUCUCUGUUUACAAAUCAAAAGUCUAAGACUUGGAAGUAUAUCUGACUUCUUGUCUAGGGCUUUGCAGUCUCCUGAGAUACUCGCGGUACAAAAUGCAGUUGAAUAUCUAAAAAUAAUUGGGGCUUUGGACGUGAAUGAGAAUCUGACAAUUCUAGGACACUAUUUGACAAAGCUUCCUAUGGAACCCAAACUUGGCAAGAUGCUUCUAUUAGGUGCUAUCCUCAAUUGCCUGGAUCCCAUAUUAACUGUUGUUGCUGGUCUUAGUGUGAGAGAUCCUUUUCUAACACCACUGGAUAAAAAAGAUCUUGCCGAGGCGGCAAAAUCUCAAUUCUCUGGUGCAUACAGUGACCACCUAGCACUUGUGCGCGCUUAUGAGGGUUGGAAAGUUGCUGAGAUAGACCUGGGUGGAUAUGAAUAUUGUUGGAAAAACUUUCUUUCAUUCCAAUCCAUGAAAUCUAUUGAUGCUCUUCGGAGGGAGUUCAAAGGCAUGCUUACAGAUAUUGGAUUAGUUGAUAGCAACACAACAAGCUGUAACACAUGGAGCUAUGAUGUGAAUCUUAUCCGGGCAGUUAUUUGCUAUGGUCUAUAUCCUGGAAUUUGUUCUGUGCUGCAUAAUGAGAAGUCAUUCACUUUGAAAACAAUGGAGGAUGGUCAAGUGCUCUUAUAUUCGAACUCGGUUAAUGCCCGGGAAACUAAAAUUCCAUAUCCGUGGUUAGUUUUUAAUGAGAAGAUAAAAGUGAACUCAGUUUUUCUCCGUGACUCAACAGCCGUGUCUGAUUCAGUAGUGCUUUUGUUUGGUGGAAGCUUAUCAAAAGGAGAUGCUGAUAAUCACAUAAAAAUGUUAGGAGGAUAUCUGGAGUUUUUCAUGGAACCUACUGUUGCUGAUAUGCAUCAGAGUAUAAGGAGAGAACUUGAUGACUUCAUUCAAAGCAAACUACUUUCUCCAACAAUGAGCAUACACUCGCAUCAUAACCUCCUAUCCGCGGUACGGUGUCUGAUUUCCAACGACUCAUGUGAAGGCAGAUUUGUAUUUGGUCGCCAGGUCCUUAAACCAUCAAUGAAAUCCGUGAUCCCCUCACAGCCAGCAUCAUUGGUUUCAAGGACAGAGAGUGGACCUGGGGGUGAUAAUUCUAAGAGUCAGCUCCAAACUUUGCUUACAAGAGCAGGAUAUGCUGCACCUGUCUACAAGACUAAACAGUUGAAGAACAACCAGUUUCGAUCUUCAGUUGACUUAAAUGGAGUGGAGAUAAUGGGUCAACCUUGUAGCAAUAAAAAGAGUGCAGAAAAAGAUGCUGCAGCUGAAGCACUGCAAUGGUUAAUGGGCAAGCAAGCUGGCUGUGAAUAUAUCGAUCACAUGUCGAUGUUGCUGAAAAAAAGUAAGAAGGAUCACAAUUAAGUAAUCAACUAUAUCGAGCCUAAUGCCAAGGUAAAGGAACACCAAGCAGGUUUGGCUGUGGCAUUUUGGAUCUCUGCAUUUUUCUCAUGAAAACAGGGAAAGCCCGAACACAGGAUCACACCGGUUCAAUUGGAAGUUGGAAGAUUAUCUGUGAAUAUGAAGCAAGGAAUUGUCAAUCAAAGCUUGAAGAUGUUUGUCAAGAAAAUACUUGGUUAGCUGGUUAGCGGUAGGGUCAUUUUGCAACAGGACUCUGGAGAACGCGACAUAGUCCAUGGCGUUCAUUCAUGGGGUGAUGUGCAUAUUCAGCGGAAAUAAUGCCUAACUAAUAGUUCUAACAGCUUAUCCCAUUGAUUUUUUGUAUAGUAACUGUUUUGACAUCCUAUGUUGAAUCUCCUGGGAUUUCGUUGUUUGAGAGCAAAAUGGCAUUGAAAAUGAAGGUAACAAUUCUUCAUAA